CUUCUCAGUGCUUGCUGAAAAAGACUCUGGUUCUUUUAUACCUUUAAAAGGGACUACAAGACUAUCCUCCUCAGCAGGAUUUAAGAUUUUCCUGGACGCUUCUCCCCCUGCCCUCCCAAGAUGAUCGACCUAAGCUUCCUAACGGAGGAAGAGCAAGAGGCCAUAAUGAAGGUGCUUCAACGGGAUGCAGAGCUUAAAAGAGCUGAAGAGGAGAGAGUCAGACAUUUACCAGAAAAAAUCAAAGAUGAUGUCCAGCUGAAGAACAUGAGUGGACAGUGGUUUUAUGAAGCAAAGUCAAAGAGACACAGAGACAAGAUACACGGAGCAGAUAUUAUCAGAGCUUCCAUGCGAAGGAAGCCUGCCACAAUUGCUGAAGUGAGUCAGAACAAAUCAAACAAAGCAAAGAACAGCUGGGUGAGCAAUGUCAACAAAGAAGUCUUUGUACAACCAAAACUGUAUGAUGUUGUGGAACAUCAGGAAGAAGAAGUGAAAUCUAGUUCAAGUUCUAAAAUAACAGCCUCUGUGUUGGACAAACCACAGGAACAAUCUGGGAAGGCAGCAGUCUCGCCAGUAAAGCAAAGGAGAAAUCCAUUUAAUUCCACUUCAUUGGGUGAGAACCCAAACAGCGGAGAAUCAGAAAAUGGACCAGUCAGCCUACUUCAGUUGUCAAAGAAGGAAAUUUUGUCACCUUCAAAAGAGAAUCAACCUAAAGCAAACUUACUAAACAACGAAAUGGAGAAGUCUAAGAAGUCUUGUGUAGAACCUACUAAUCAAUCACAGAGAAGUCCAGUUAAGCCUCCUGUCCCAAAAGCUAGAAAAUUAAUUCAGAAAGCAGCAGAUCCGAUGUCACAAAAGGAACAUGUUCCAGAACCAGCUAAAAGGACUGGCAGGGUUAAUGGUACACCAGCUAGGGGUAUUUUGAAGCGCAGUUCAAGUUCCAGUUCCACAGAUUCUGAAGUUCUUCGUGUUAAUCAGAUGUUUGAUGCUCAGACUAAGAGUGGUCUUCCAACUUCCACUAUUUUUGAAGGAGAAGCUGAGAAGAGCUCUCCUAUGGAAGUGGAAGAUUCUUCACAAGCUUCACUGGAAAGGCUAAAACAAGUCAGGUUCUCUUCUAGCAUAGCUAAAGGAGAACCUCCACACAGCCCACAGCUGCAUCAUGGCAGAGAAAUAGGGGAGUUUGAUUUAUUAGAAACUGAUGAAAUGAAAGGUAGUGAAAAUGAUGUUAUCCAAUCAGAUUCACUUGAGAAAAAACAAAUUUCUGCUGUAAAACCAUUGGGCACUUAUUCAUCAGCUUUACAAGUAAAUGAAAUAGAUGGCUCACAAGAAGAUACCUCAGUAUCCAGUCCUCCUGACAGUAAUAGGUCAGUCUUCCUGGCUAGUGAAACCUUGCAGACAAAGAUACUUCCUUCUAAGAAACCUGAAACUCCAGAGAAGCCUUCCAGCACUGUUCUGCCAAAUAGCAACAAAGAACUGAUCGUUGAUGAGAUGCCUGAAAACAAAUCAAAGCCAUUGUUAAGCAAUGAACCAAAGGCACUAAAAAACUUCCCUGACCGACAUCUGCUUUCUGCUAAGACAGAAGCACGUGAGGUGUCAAAUACUAAUUCUGCAGGUCUUGAGCAAGGUUCGGAAGAAUUAAACCCUGUUUUGAUGGCUUUGAAAAGGAGUGCAGAUAGGAAAGUGCCUUCCAAAAGUCUAGAGGACAUUCCAUCAGCCACCUCAAAUAAAGGAAAAAUAAAUAUUCCAAAGGAAGAAUUAGCUCUUAGUGCUGAAGAUGAUCUGAAACCUGAUCAGCCUGGAGAGAGGAACGGAAAUGCAGCAGGAAUUUCCACAGUGCCUCCAGAACCCAAUAAACUGUUUUCGCAUCCUGAAAAACUCAAAGGACUGAGCAAGUCAGUACCAUCAUUCCUACAGGACGAGAGUGAUGACAGAGAGACAGAUACAGCAUCAGAAGGCAGUUAUUCCUUUGGCAGAAUCAAGAAGAGUCCCAGCUCUCUAACCAAUCUUAGCAGCUCUUCUGGCAUGGCCUCCUUAUCCUCUGUGAGCGGAAGCCUAAUGAGCAUCUAUAGUGGAGAUUUUGGCAAUGUUGAUGUGAAGGGGAACAUCCAGUUUGCUAUUGAUUAUGUAGAGCAGUUGAAGGAGCUCCACAUUUUUAUCUGCCAGUGUAAAGACUUGGCAGUGGCAGAUGUUAAGCAACAGCGUUCAGACCCGUAUGUAAAGACUUACCUGCUUCCAGAAAAAUACAAGCUGGGCAAACGGAAGACCUCUGUGAAAAAGAAAACUUUAAAUCCAGUCUACAAUGAAAUUUUGCGGUAUAAAAUCGAGAAGUCGCUCCUAAAGAACCAGAGGCUGAAUAUCUCUGUCUGGCACAAUGAUACCUUUGGGAGGAACAGUUUCCUUGGUGAAGUGGAGCUAGAUUUGGGAAUGUGGGACUGGAAUGACAAAAUAAACAAGCAGAUCAACUGGUUUCCACUUAAGCCAAGGGCUUCAACAAUGGCUCUUGAAGUAGAAAACAGAGGGCAAAUGAAAAUAGCCCUCCAGUACGUACCACGGCCUGUUGGAGGAAAAAAGAUUCCAACCACUGGKGAGGUCCACAUUUGGGUGAAGGAAUGCCAUGACCUUCCUCUUCAGAGGGGCAACAGGCUCAACUCUUUUAUUAAGUGUACCAUUCUUCCAGAUACGAGCAGGAAAAGUCGUCAGAAAACAAGAACAGUGGCAAAAACUACAAACCCGGUGUUCAACCACACCAUGGUCUACGAUGGCUUUAGACCAGAAGACUUGAAAGAAGCCUGCAUAGAACUCACGGUCUGGGAUCACCACAAACUAGCCAACCAUUUUUUGGGAGGUCUCAGGAUAGGCCUUGGAACAGGUAAAAGCUAUGGAACUACAGUCGACUGGAUGGAUUCAACUUCAGCUGAAACUGCCCUGUGGGAGAAGAUGAUGAACUCGCCAAACACAUGGGUAGAAGAUACACUACCUCUCAGGAUGCUAAUGGUUGCAAAAUUGACAAAAUAAAGUGACU
Nothoprocta perdicaria is the source of this 3019-nucleotide messenger RNA. It is a transcript of the gene SYTL2, whose product is annotated as synaptotagmin like 2. Gene Ontology annotation, molecular function: neurexin family protein binding; small GTPase binding. Gene Ontology annotation, biological process: exocytosis; intracellular protein transport. The record is from RefSeq and is a predicted model, not a curated record. NCBI's taxonomy places the organism in Eukaryota, Metazoa, Chordata, Aves, Tinamiformes, Tinamidae. Gene Ontology annotation, cellular component: exocytic vesicle; plasma membrane.